Messenger RNA from Osmia bicornis bicornis, 6648 nucleotides. RefSeq lists its product as uncharacterized. Bases 101 to 2995 code for a protein of 964 amino acids. The record is from RefSeq and is a predicted model, not a curated record. The transcript is spliced from 2 exons. Lineage: Eukaryota; Metazoa; Arthropoda; Insecta; Hymenoptera; Megachilidae.
GUGAGAAAGCGAGUUGAGGGACGAGCUGUGGUUUAUCGAGUUCGGUCGUGGGGCGGCUUUGCCGUUAACGCCGGAAGAGGCCCCGGCGGAUGGUGAACCUAUGGUGCCCUGCGCUCAGGGUCGUGUCGUGGUGGAGACAGCAAGACCAGCGCCACCAUACUUUGCCAUGUGUUCUAGCUACCGUAGACAAGUGACCGGUAUAACCGGUAUAACCGGUAUAACCGGUAUAACCGGUACGCCGAUCGAGAUAGUAGCGAGUGUAUCUGGGACUACGUCAACGAAUGCCACACAAACGGAUCAGCAGUCGACAUCGUCAGGCAGCAGGGGUGCUAUAAGUAAAAAUACGAUGAUUGCAGGCCACGGUAGCGCAGCGAGGCCGGAAGAGCUUGGCGUAACACCGUGGUACCUAGAGGAUUAUCCGACCAUAGACUCCUCGCCGGGACCUACGGGUGAUCGGAGCUCGUAUCCCUCGUAUUCUCACGUCGACACAGAUGCCGUGGUAAAGCCAGACGUGAUCUCGACGAGGAACAGUAGCUUCGAAACCGAGUUCCCACGUCCUCCCGUCAGCACCGUGCCUAGAAAAGCUUAUAUGGACUUGAGAGACGCCAUCGCUUUGUUGGACGAAACCUGUCCGAAUCAGGAACCCAGUCCGUCCCUCACACCGAGAACACCGAGAACUCCACUGACGUCGCAUCCGCGAAACAAAAGGGCCAGAUCCAAGAGUAGCGACAACUCGUCGAAUUACAGUAACGAAAGAUUGAGCGAUCGUUCGUUCGAAAACCCGCGAGCACAGGAGAAGGAGAAGGAGAAGGAGAAGAAGCGACCAUUCUUGAAGAAGAUCGGUAUAUCCAAGACGGAGGACAAGCCCUUCCUGGCGAAGCUGGCACCUAAGAUAAUAGGUAAGCCGUACUUGGAGAAGAUCGGGCCUAGCAAAGCUGUCGAGAAGCCUUUUCUGGACAAGAUUGGCUCAUCGAAGACGUUGGACAAAUUCUUUUUCGAGACCCCGCGGUACGAACGAAAAGGCGAAACGCCAAAGGCAGACGAAGUUGAGAAGAUUGCGGAAGCAAAGAAACCAGAAGAAAAGAAGCUUAUCAAGAUGGAUCACCAGUCGUUUGACGUCGAAAGAAGACGAUCCGGCAAGGGUCAUCUGUUGAAGAUGUACUCGUUCGAAACGGAGGAUCUAGAGUCCACGGUUCAGGUGAAGGAUCAUAUUCGAGAUCCUCUUCGAGGCGCCUCUCUAGACGAUGUCCUCGACUCGGGUCCGAGCUCUCUACCACUGGAAACCAUAACGGACGAACCAUCGCCACCACCAAAGGUAAAAACGAAAGAACGAACCGCGAACGGUGUCGAGCUUUUGAAGUGCCGCGUUACAACCAGCGAGGAGAUUAUUUUCUCCGGCGGCAGCUAUGGCUCGGAUAAGGAAUCUAGCAGCUGGGGCAAUUCGCCGAGAACGAAAUGGCAAUCAAGAAAAGACACUGGUACGCCAAUAACGCCUACUCGUCGCAAAGUUAUUCAAAGUUGUCGACAUAGCGAAGACAGCGUUCCUAAUUCACCGACAAAACGACCCAUCUCCUCCGUUCUGCCAGACCGUCAGGAUGAUUCGCAACAAGCCGACACCUCGGAGAAAAUAAUUUGUUCCCCGAUGAAAAGCAGGAGACAGACGUACGAGGAUUUACUGAACGCAUAUGGAAAGAAGAAGGAGCCUGUUCAGAAGCCGAAUGACAAACAGGCACAAUUUGAAAGACGAGGUAUAUCCUCGGACAAUCUUUUGUCGAGGGAUCGUUCGUUGGCCGCGUCUGUCUUCCUGGCUGGGGACCAAGUCGAAAAGACGAGGGAGGCGUCGUCGGAGGACUCGUUGGCUCAUCGCACCGCUCAAGAAUACACGAGGGAAACGUUCAAACAGCUACAAGAUAAAUUCAAGUACCAUGAAGUACCGACUGAAACGUACGCGGACUUUAAGCGACGAACGCGAGGAGGCAACGUUCAGGGUAUAAUUGCGAGACAAGAAAAAUUGAAAGCGGUGACGGACACUCGUGAGGAAAGUUUAAAGAGUAAAACAGAGGAAAUGGACGCGGACUCGAGCACCGAUGGAAGAACCGGAUACUUACGAGUCCAAGGAAGCACGAGAUCAGUACUAAAGAAACAAGAGGAAAUAGAUCAUCCUAGCGAUCAAGAAUCGGACAGCAACGCGUCUAUAAGACGUCCCAAGCGACGAAUCUUCCACGAGCCUUCCCAGGAAACCAUGGACCUGCUGACGGAACUGAGAAAGGUGAAGAGUUUACUGAAGACUCCGUCGUGGGAGAAGGAUCUCGAGUUGGAUAAGAAACCAACUCGUCAACCAAAACGUAUUCUGUUAACCGACAAAGAAUUUUGUCUGUCGGUUGAACGGGAGAAUAGUAUUCGACGUCCGUCAAAGGUGCUGAAUUCUCUUGAGAGAAGAGAGGAAAGUCAAUUGGAUGGAAAGCAGGAGGAAGAUGAGAAGAAGCUUCCUGGACCAGCUUUGUUCGAGAAGAAGUGUCUUUCGUUAGACUAUGCCGACGAUGAGAAGCCACAAAAAGCGGAAAGAACGAUUUCGCUGGCCUCUAGAAAUUUUCUCUCAGAGGCUGAAGAAGCGGUCAAUUAUUGCGACUCGAGGAGCUACUCGUCGAAUGUGUUUAAUAAUACUUGCUCGAGAGAAACGACGAAUGGAAAGGAAAACGGCAACGAAUCGGACAAGGAUGCGAAGAGAAGUGGUCAGAAUCAUUGCGCGGAGGUGGACAUCGCCAUCCCGAUUGAUCAGAAAGCUAGCAGUCCGAAGGUUAGGGGUCAGAUUCAGGGUAGAACGAGCGAUCUUUACGAGAUCAUAUCCCCGAGAUCAACGCCUUUCCGAGUGAAAAGAAGGCUCGGAAAGAUCUCCGUGGAGGAGAGCGUGAAACCGGAGAGUUUCACCCUGGGUUCGAAGGUCGACUGCCGAUCCACCGUUACACAGAAACGGACCAAGUGCUUCCCUUUAUAACGCACGUCGACCUGCCCGUGGGCGAAACGCUCUCUGUGACCAGACCAGAGGGUCUACGCGUUCGCCCUGAAGGAAAUUCCAGGCAAAGGUAAAGGCUGAUUCGUUGCUCUUUUAACUCUUCUGCUUCUCCUUAAGCUCUUUAGCGGGUAAAUUCCUACCAAUAGAUUCUUUCAAUAAAUCUUUUAAGAAAAAGAAAUAUUGCUGGCAAUUACGGAAUUAAAAUUAAAUAAAAGAAUAUACAUCUAAUUAGAAAAAUAGAAAUCGGAAGAGUUAACGCGGUCUGGUUUACCUUCCAUGCCCUUAUCUUCGUUUUCAAUUUCAGUCAGGGUGGCAAUGACAAGAAAGAUUUGUCAGUUGUUCUUGGGGAUACCACCUUUUAUUGAAACUGCUCGUUCAAGAUGAUCGUUGCCGCGUUUCAAAGAGAAAGAACAGCAAGCUUUUCACGCUCGUCAAGUACCGCGUCUUUACACUCGCAGGUAUAUUCUAAAGGAAAAAAAUUUAAAAAAAACGUACGUACACCGACCACUUUUUACCACCGACGUUUCGCGAGAGGAAACGGCUCGAAAAAGCUCGACAGCCAUCGAUCGAGGCGAACCUUGCGUAAAAUCAUCGGCUGAUGAACAGAAAAAUAAAAGAAAAACCUCUCCACAAACCAUCGAACAACAAGAACGUGUGUUUGCCCCUGUCGAGCAGUGCCUUGUUCGUGGAUAUAUUUAUUUAAACAAAAAAUAAGAUAUAAAAGAAAAAAGAAAACGCAAGAAAAAAAAGAAAAAGUUGAAAGAAAGAAAAAAUCGUGUACCGCCACGACGAUCUACAUACAUAUAUGUAUAUUAGUAAAAUAUGUAUUCCGACUACGGGCCGGAUUUUUCAUGAAUGGGUCCACGGAGUUGCGCUUUCGUAAUGAACAAUUUUCAAGAAAAUAAAAAACAACGCAUUCGAAUUAGAGAGAAGAACAUUGACAAUUCUCAUUGACCACGAUUUUUAAUAAUCUUCUUGAAAAGGUCCUCGAAGUUACCGUUACCGUUACCGUUACCGUUUCACGAAUCACUUGCCGAACGAUUGAUUCUGGAAAAGGUUUGCUAUUCGAUGGAUCCCAUUGUCUCGACGAGUGGUUGAGAGAUGGUGAACGAUCCUUAAGAUUUCACGAGAGUGCAACUCCCACGCUCGCCAAGCCUAUUCUCUUUGUUCGGCGAAGCGCGUGACGUUUUAACGACACGAACAUACAUAGAAAUAUAUUAUACAUAUUGAAGAAUAACAGAUUGUUACGUUCCUCCGAUAAUUUUUUAGAAGUAGAUAAGGCCUAAAUGGGCACCAGAUGGAAUAAUACGGAAAGUACAGAUUAAUGUAGAUAUAUGUAUACAUAUACAUAUGUAUGUAUGUAUGUAUGUAUGUAUGUACGUAAGAGAAAAGAGGUACAUACUCACGUUACCCAGAUAUGGGAUAUUUGUACGUAUUCUAUAGGUUUUCUUAAAAAGGAUGCACACCAUAAAAACUAUACGUAUAAAUUCUUCGUAACAAAAGAAAUAGAAAAAAAUGACAAAGACCUUUUCGAUUCCCUUUGCAUGGAGGAUUUCUAGUUUUUCAUAGUUUGUAUCUUCUUUGAGAAUAACCAUGUAUAUUAUACAUAUAUUCAGGAUAUGGUUGCGAUGAUAUUACAGUUUGGGUGUACUGAAAAAAUUCAUUGUAAUCACGUCCUGUGUAUGUAUAUGAUUAUUAGAGAAUAAAGCAAGUUGAUAUUAUAACGAUACAAUACAAUGAUGCAUACUUGUACAUACAGCAGGUGACAAGUAUGCAAAGGCGUAUGCGUACCUAAAUAGGUGUACUUGUACGGAAAUCCUACAAUUGACGAAAUGUGCCAAAGAAAGAUACGAUUUAUUGUACGUUACGGAGUUACUUUUCUAUAUACACAUAAUAUAUCUAUACAUAAGUACAUAUAUAUUUAUACAGAGGGUUUCUAUCGGUGUACAACACCUCGGAUCAAAGAACGGUAACGUAUUUACGCAUACUCUGUCAAUGUGCUAUGCCGAUUCGUCUAAUCGAUCAUCAUUUGAAGUAUCUCUUUAGAUUUUUAAUAAUCGAAAUAAGUAUCAAUGAAAGAAGGAAUUUAUUUUGAAGGAAAGACACAACCUUUCUCCGUUGUCAAAAAACAUCUGAGAUAUUUCAAAUGACUAUAAUACAGAAACGACGUUGUGUAAAACUUAGGAUCGAUAUACAUAUGUAUCUGAGUUGACUAUUAAGAGAAGAGUAAUAAUAAAAAUUCGCUCAUCGUUGGUAGAACAAUUAAUAUCGAGCUGAACACGGUAUCUUCGAUCCGAGGUGUAAUAGAUUUUUAAAAACACUCUGUAUGUACGUGGAGUGUUUCCACGUGUUGGUGUUUUCUUUAUUUUUUUAUUUAUUUAUUUAUUUUUUUUUUUUUCGUGGUGCGACACGCACGACGCAUGAUUUGUCCACUGCACAGAUAUGACGAUUAAAUGUGUGGUCUGUGAAGUGGAAUGAAAAUAAAAUUAUGGCGAGGCAGGGUUCGCAUUCUAAUACGGAGGCAUAAAUCGUCCAGGCUCGUUCUUAACUUUACAAAGAAAGAAAGAUCUCGUAUUCGCAGCAGCCAUCCGUCCACCUUUUCGGCUGUCCAUGCUGGUCAGGCAUGGUUUCUCGCAGGCGAGAUUUUAGUGGCCGAGAACGAACCCCUCUAAUAAUAAUUAACGUCCAUUCGUACGGUUCUGAAUAUUUUAAAGUUUUAUUCGAAGGAGUUUAUUGGCCGUAUUAGUACAAUUUAGCCUAAUUGUACAAUUUUCUUAUUCACAGAGGAUAUUUAUUGUUAAACGGAUUUUAAAGAUUUUAUUGUUCGUAUUCUAUCGAACGUGCCCGACUUAACGUUUAUUUAAAAAAUUUCAUCAAGCGAAAUCAACUCGGGCAAAAGUAGACGUUGAUUCUCUGAUCGACAAUAUAUAUAAUAAACGACCUAAUGUUGAAUACAUUUGUCUUUCUCACUUUUUAUUUAACAGUUAUUCUAAAACUUUUCAUCGCAACUGUAUACAUAUACAUAUACAAUACACAACAUCAUAAGUUUUCGAAGCUUUAUACACACAAGUAAUAACAAUUUUCUGCAGCAACAGUUUGCUUGUAGAAAUUUAUAAGAUUGUUGCCCGAUAAAAACGAAUUUAAUAAAUAAAGUUAUAUUUUUUAUUUGUCGUUUCAAAAAAUAAGUGGAAUAGCAAUUGUAUUCUAAAAUUGUAUAGAACAAUUUAUUUCAUUUGAUCGAUGUGUUAUUGUUAAAGAAAAGAAAUGAUUUAUGGUAUAAAUGUUGAAAUUUUCUACAAAAUAUCGCGAUGAAAAAACAUACGUAAAAAAGAUGAUUCAAAGUUAAGGCGAACGGCUUGAUGAAAUCAAUUUUUAAAAGUACACGCGUUCGAGAGCUCAUUUUUAAAGUUUUCCGCGUUUCACGAUUUCUCUAUCCGCGCGUUUCUUAUCGCCCAAAAUUCCGGAAUCGUUGAGAACGAGUUUUAAAUGCAGUCCAUUUACCAAGCUGAACUUAAUGGCGAGCGAGUGAGCGAUGUUUUGUAAAUUGUGUAAUAAGUGUUUUAAAUAAAACACGAUGUGGUACGUUUUGUGUAACAUUGAUACGUUGUUGUAAAUAAUAAAUAGAUCGUAUGUUG